This is a messenger RNA of Ornithorhynchus anatinus (platypus), 2298 nucleotides long. RefSeq names its product zinc finger DHHC-type palmitoyltransferase 6 (gene ZDHHC6). Gene Ontology annotation, biological process: protein palmitoylation. The transcript has 12 exons. NCBI's taxonomy places the organism in Eukaryota, Metazoa, Chordata, Mammalia, Monotremata, Ornithorhynchidae. The record is from RefSeq and is a predicted model, not a curated record. The coding region runs from base 480 to 1790 and encodes 436 amino acids. Gene Ontology annotation, molecular function: protein binding; palmitoyltransferase activity. Gene Ontology annotation, cellular component: Golgi apparatus.
UAAAGGCUUUAAAGGGCGGCGGAGGAGUCGGGCGGCCGGGUCGGGUGCGUCGGGACGCUUCGGAGGACGGGCCCGGUGCCCCCAGGGCCGAGGCUCGACGCCCGCCCGCCUCCUCCUCCUUCUUUCUCCUUCCCUCCCUGUUCCCUGUUCCUCGGGCAGGGACGCGGAACCGGCCCGGAGGAUCGGAUUCCCGCUCAGGCCGGACUCGAGGCCGAGACGCCCCCCAGCCUUGCCCCUGACGGCCCCCAACCUCCCUCCUCCCCCCACGGCUGGAUUAAAACCAGGAAAUGGUUCCUUUGUGUCAGGAGAAAGGAUUCUAACCACUCUUCCAAUGAUAUGCCUGAAGAAGAAUUAACAACCCACUCUUUGGAGGCAUGACCAUUGAUGAAGACAUCAGGAUAUACGACAAAUGGAAAUCCGCCAUUAAAAAGAGGACCGUUACAGAUCUCUGGAAAUAGGAGGAACUCUUCUUCACCAAGAUGGGUGUACUGUGUUCAGUUAUCAAGUUUGAAAAUCUUCAUGAGUUAAGGAGAUUGUGUCACUGGGGUCCCAUCAUUGCCCUCGGUGUUAUAGCAAUAUGUUCUACUAUGGCAAUGAUAGACUCCGUACUGUGGUAUUGGCCCCUACAUACAACUGGAGGAAGUGUGAAUUUUAUCAUGUUGAUAAAUUGGACUGUCAUGAUUCUUUACAAUUACUUCAAUGCUAUGUUUAUUGGCCCGGGAUACGUACCUUUAGACUGGAAACCGGAAAAAUCUCAGGACAGCAUGUAUCUCCAAUAUUGUAAGGUGUGUCAGGCUUACAAGGCACCUCGCUCACACCACUGCCGAAAAUGUAACAGAUGUGUUAUGAAGAUGGAUCAUCACUGCCCAUGGAUCAAUAAUUGUUGUGGUUAUCAGAAUCAUGCAUCGUUCAUUCUGUUUCUCCUUUUAGCCCCAUUGGGAUGCAUUCAUGCUGCUUUCAUUUUUGUUAUGACUAUGUACACACAGCUUUAUAACAGGAUCUCCUUCGGGUGGAGCACUGUAAAGAUCGAUAUGAGCGCCGCCAGGAGAGAUCCCCUACCUGUUGUGCCCUUCGGAUUAUCUGCAUUCGCUGCCUCCUUAUUUGCCUUGGGAUUGGCUUUAGGAACGACCGUAGCCGUUGGUAUGUUGUUUUUUAUCCAGAUGAAAGUAAUUCUAAGGAACAAAACCUCCAUAGAAUCAUGGAUUGAAGAGAAGGCUAAAGACCGAAUUCAGUAUUAUCAAACUGGUGAAGUCUUUAUUUUUCCCUAUGACAUGGGAAGUAGAUGGAAGAAUUUUAAGCAGGUAUUUACGUGGUCUGGAGUUCCAGAAGGAGAUGGAUUAGAAUGGCCCAUAAAGGAAGGCUGUCACCAGUACAGCUUAACAAUAGAGCAACUGAAACAGAAAGCAGACAAGAGAGUCAGAAGUGUACGGUAUAGAGCAAUGGAAGAUUAUAGCGGUGCCUGCUGCCCUCUGAAUAAAGGUAUCAAAACCUUCUUCACCACACCCUGCACUGAAGAGCCCCGAAUUGAACUUCACAAAGGGGAUCUGAUACUAGUUACCAGAGGUUUAAAGCACUGGAUGUAUGGAGACAAAAUUCUUAAUUCAGCUGCAGAAGAAAGUUAUCCACUUGAUAUAGAACAAUCCCCCUUUCAGGAGAAAUACAGCAAAGAUUAUCUUACGGUGUUGGGAGGCACUAGAGUGAGAGGAUGGUUUCCCCGAAAAUGUGUGGAAAAGUGUCUGUAUGAUGUUGAAGCAGAUCAAGAAAUUGAGGGCGAGAAGAAAAAUAGAUAGCCACUCUAAUUUAAAAAGUUGUCCUUUAAGACCACACCACCCUUUACUUGAAAACUGUACAUACUACUUCAGAAUUAUGCAAUGGACCUGCUAUGGAUUGUGUUUUUUUCCUCACACAAAAAUGCCCCAGUGCCAUGACUUAAAUAUUUUUAUGACCAUUUUGUAACCGAGAAGCCAUUCCACAUAUGCCUUUGAAAUCCUCCCUUUCUCAACAUCCCACUCUAAAACAAAGAUUCUAACCCAGUGUUUUUCCAUUUCUUAUAGAAAAUUUUUUUAUUGGAUUGCACAGUAGGGACCUUACCUGCGGAGGGCAUUUUUUUCCCCCCAGGUGAGCCAUCUGCAUGUGACGUUCCUUUAUUUGGUUCUCGUUUUAGUUUGUAGUUUUUUACUUAAUGAAGUACCUCCCUGGAAAGUUAUUUUACCAAGUUAAAUUUUGUUACCUGUGUCUUUUAAGAAUCCAAACUGUCGAUCACAAAUAAAGACCAAUGAGUGUUCUUUAUACAUCCUA